Molecule: messenger RNA, 462 nt
Organism: Naegleria lovaniensis
Lineage: Eukaryota; Heterolobosea; Eutetramitea; Acrasida; Naegleriidae
Exons: 1
Coding region: 1-462 (153 amino acids)
Source: RefSeq, a predicted model, not a curated record
AUGUUUAUUAUAUUUGAAUCAUCAUCAUUCUAUGACGUCAGCCAUGAUGAUGACGAUGCUUCCACACAAUCAAUCACACCUUCUUGCAUGCAUCCAUCAUCAUCAUCAUUCGUAUCCUCACCUUCCAAUCUCAUUCUCACUCAUGGUACAACUACUGAUAUUGCUUAUUAUUAUGAAAUACUAGGUACAAGACAUAACAAUGUUGAAUAUUUGAAGAAAUCAUUAGGACUCUAUUUGAAAUCAUUUUGUUUGAUUCAGAGUCGAACCUUGUGUUACAAAUUAGCUCACUUAACCAAAGAUGUUUAUUAUUGUAAAUUAUAUUGUAACAUUCAAAAAGAAUUGAGAAAGACUAAUACGAGUGCGUUAUUGCAAAAUGAUACACCACUGCCAUUGGAUACCAUUAUUGAUCGGUCCAUAGAAUACUUUAAAUUGACUCUCAAAUACAUUCAUCAAGAGAUCUAG